UGCCUUCAGGAAGAAGCUGAAGUGGAAGAAGAUGUGAGAUCAGAGGAAGAGUCUGAAGAGGAAUCUGAGGAUGAGGAGAAGCGUAAAGGCACCCAGGGUGUUAUUCAGAUUGAGAAUCCCAAUUUGGCUAAGCCAAAAAAUGUGAAAGCUAGAGACAUUGAUAUGGAGAAAACAACUGAACUUUCACGUCGUGAAAGAGAGGAGAUAGAAAGACAGAAAGCCCAUGAAAGGUAUAUGAAGCUUCAAGAACAGGGGAAAACAGAACAAGCGAGGAAAGAUUUAGAACGCUUAGCCCUUAUAAGGCAACAAAGAGCAGAGGCUGCUAAAAAACGUGAAGAGGAGAAAGCUGCCAAAGAGCAGAAGAAGGUGGAAGCUCGCAAAUGAGGUUGAUAGAUUCCAAGAUGUGAAAUUAGUAUUUUGAUGGUUUAAAAGCAGUUAGUAGUUUCUACAGUUAAAGAUUGUUAUACAGCCAUGUUGGCCAAUUGUUAAGACUGAUGUUUCUCAUAAGUUUGACAAUUCGUGGUUGUUGAAACAAGAUCAAUACCUUUCAGUAUUUUUGCCUUAUGUUCUGUAACACAAGUUGCACAAUGGCGUAUAUUUGGCCUUAACGGUUCUAUGAAGUGUAUGCCUGUCUUUGUUGAAUUA
Messenger RNA from Coffea eugenioides, 645 nucleotides. Its product is annotated as 28 kDa heat- and acid-stable phosphoprotein-like. Lineage: Eukaryota; Viridiplantae; Streptophyta; Magnoliopsida; Gentianales; Rubiaceae. The annotation marks the transcript as partial. Gene Ontology annotation, cellular component: cytosol. Gene Ontology annotation, molecular function: RNA binding. The record is from RefSeq and is a predicted model, not a curated record. The transcript has 6 exons.